Molecule: messenger RNA, 2268 nt
Organism: Frieseomelitta varia
Lineage: Eukaryota; Metazoa; Arthropoda; Insecta; Hymenoptera; Apidae
Product: BRCA2-interacting transcriptional repressor EMSY
Exons: 12
Coding region: 228-2081 (617 amino acids)
Biological process (GO): regulation of DNA-templated transcription
Cellular component (GO): nucleoplasm
Source: RefSeq, a predicted model, not a curated record
UAUUGAUAUGAAACGUUUAAUUUUUCCAUUUCAAGUUAGCCAAUACACUAUCAAUGGCACUGUUGUACCAACAUCGCGACGGAAAAACCAGUUACAAUAAAAGUAAUUGUACGGCAACUUCAUCUACAACUUACCAUACUGUCAAUGAAACGUCGAAAAUGUGGGAAAAGUGUACGAAUAGCUAUCACAUUUUCCAGUGUGUAUUAUAACGAUUGAAUCAUGCGAGAAUGUGGCCAAUGAAACAUGAAACUAUGACCCGCGAUGAAUGCAAAAAGUGUUUACGAUGUUUGGAGUUAGAAGCUUAUGGAAAUAUGGUGUCUGUCUUGCGUGCUCAAGGUCCUUUCACUAGUGAAAAACAAAAACUGCUGCAAGAACUUGCUAAAGUUUUACACAUUUCUAAUGAACGACAUCGUGCUGAAGUACGAAGAGCUGUUAAUGAUGAAAAAUUGGCAACUAUAGCUGAGCAAUUAAAUGGUCCAAAUACUGGUACUGACUGGACUAUCGAAGGUCGACGUGCUAUUCCACUUUUACCAAGAUUAAAGGCUAGAUCUGCAUUCGCAACGUUAGCAAAUAGCUUGUCUCUUACAACAGUAGCAGCAAACAAAAGGAACGUUCCUCUUCAUGAGAAAACAGAGGAUGCAAAAGAUGUUAGAAAUGAAUCUCUCGUUGAGAUAAAAGUACAAGAAAAUUCGAUUAGCAGUUACGAGUUUACAUCUAAUGAAGAUAAAGUUACUGAAUCAAAUAGGAAUAAAGAAGUUAAUAAUCAAAGCAAUACCUCUGAUGGCAGCGAAAAAUAUACUAUUUCUCAGAAACGUAAACUCUCUUCCCCUGUUUCACCAGCACUUCCAAAUAAGGUUCUAGUAGUACCUUCAAGUUCGAUAGGAACUCUUAAUCGUGGCACUGCUGAUAAAGGAUCGAUAGAAAAUACUAUUCAUUUAUCACGAAUACCUACAAAUUCGUUACAGCAUCAAAAUGUCACUCUAAUACCAUUAAAUAUUAAUUGCGAAGAAAAUAUUACAGAAUCUAAGGAAUCGGUAGUACAAGAAAGCAUCGGUAAUCAUUCGGUAAUUCCAUCUGAUAAUUUUGUAAAUACCGUAAUCCCAGUAGGUGCAAGUGUUGCAAAAGCUAAAGGAAGGAUAAUUACAACGCAGAGUAAGCUUAAUACGAAAGUCGGAUCUGCAAUUCUGCUAUCUAAUAAUGUGUCAUGCGCAACGGGAAAUAAUAUUCAGUCAGAUGCUCAAGAUGCGUCUUCGCAAGACAAUUCGAGUCCUAAAGUGUCCGUGUCCCAUAGUUUACAAAAAAUACCAAGUUCGGAAAAUAUGAAUUCAGUUACAAGUAACGCAACGUGCGUUGUACCAGUAAUACAUUCUAACGCAAAACCUCCGAUAGCUAAAACUAUUGCUUCGAGUAAUUCACAUCGACUUAUGGCCAUUUGCCCUGUUACGACAGUAUCUAAUGGACCAGGGCCACCUCAAGCUAAGCAAAUAACGACAUUAACGUGUAAAAAAUUACCUACAACGCUCAACAAUCAAACCACUGCCAAAAUGGGUGUUACGCUAAAUUCUAGUAAAACUGUAAAUAUAUCUCGUCACUCUGAUACGAAAUUAGGAUCUAAAACAAAUGUGAUUGUUAUACAAAAGGGUCAAACCAAAGGUGUAACUCUUUCUCAAGCAGGCAAGGAAGUAUUGGAGAAAGUAAUAAUGGGAGGAAAAAGUUUGUGCGUCACGAAUCAACAAAAUGUAGUACCGCGUCGUGUCACAUUGAAUAACGGAGAUCAAGGUCUAACGGUAUUAUCCACGACAAACUCGCCUCGUACAGAGGCUAUAACGUCUAACAUAAAGUCUGGAAAUACUAUUAUGUUCAAUCUGCGACAGGAUAUUUUGGAAAAAAAUAAAGCAUUUUCUCAUCUUCUCGAAUCAUCUAAUGUUCUUACCUCUGAAUCUAAGACUGUGAUACAAAAUACUAAUGAUCUUUCGAAAGAACCAAGUAACAGUGAUUUAAAUAUACAGGAUAAAGAGCUAGUUGUAAAAACUGAUGCUGUAAUUACUACUGUUAAAGAUGAGAAACACAGGUCAGUUUAAAACUAUCGAAAUGUACUACGAAAUUGUUGUGUUAAAGUUAAAAAACGCAUGUAAUACCGACAACUAACUUUAUAAUUACUUUAAAAACUUUUUGUAAAUUGUUCAUUGUAAAUUAAUAAUAUGUUUUAUGUGCAAAGUAUUUUACAAAUUGAAAUAUACCCAAAAAAUAUACGCUUCUUGAAUUAAA